GGGUGUCACUGCACUGCCCACCCCACACCACAGCUCUGCCCGGGGUCCCGGGUUGGGGCUAUGGAUGUAGGAUGGUUCAUAGGUCCGGACCAGCCAGGUGAAGUCAACGGGUUGGCUGACUCUAAACCAAAGCCCAGAACCUCUGCCAAAAAGUUAGGGAUCUUUGGAUCUUCAAAAAAGGGAUUUUGGGAUCUUUGGAUCUUCAAAAAAGGGAUUUUUGGAUCUUUGCAGCCCGCGGAGGCUGCAGGAGGCCAUCUGCCCCGCUCCCCCUGUGCUGGACAGGACACGUGGGGGGUGAAGAGCCACCAGUGUGGGUGGCAGCACCCAGUUUUCAUGCCUAGAGCUAGACCCACAGGUGGUCUCAGGUUUAAGGUCCAGGAGGAGAAGGGUCAUUUUAUAAUGUUUUUGAGUAAAGUCAUCAUGUGCUGACCAAGGAUGUGAUGCUCUUUUCAGUCCUGAUCCACAAGUGAGAAAUUUCAUGUAGUCUCUAAAGCGUUUGGGGACACUGGUUUGCAUGGAGACUUGCAGAUGUGGAAGCAGCACAAACUACCUGUCAUCUCCCCAAACACCCCGAAAACUGCCAGCGUGGUUUGCUACAAGAGCACAAAACCACAUUCUGGCCACGGCACAGGGGUUGCUCCAUCCUCUCAGAGAAGGGGGAAACCAAGCCGUGCUCUGUCCUGCCGUGGGGGCUCCUGGCAACGAAUGGCAUGGGAAGGUGGGCAGGACACCCUUUGGGAAUGGGCCAGUUUCUCCAGACAGCCGUGGGGAGUGAGGCUGGAUGGGAUUGUAAAGAUCAAUAAAGAGCAAGGUCCUCUUUAUCUGACUCAUCCCUGACGGGUACCUCUGUAAACUGCUCUUAAAAGAGCAACGGAUGGGGGUUCACAGUCCCCAUCAGCAGUUGGCUCCAGCGCGUUGUUAUCCAAGCCAGGAGAAAGCAUUUCCUCAUUAUCUGACCUGAAUCUCACCGUUGGAGGCUAAAUAUUUGCAUGAACUUACAAGAGUGUGAAGGAGGUUGUUCAUGGACAGGAAAUAUAAAUCCACCACUUCCUCAUCAAGCUUGGAUGCCUUUGAGAUAUAAAGUUGAUGGAGUCCAGGAGAGUAUCUGGGAGAAGAUGCCUAAGUGUUUCUGCCCAGCUUUUCCUGUUGUUAGAGACUGGGCAUUGCUCUGGCCCAGUAUGGCUGUUCCUAUGGAAAUCUCUCCUCCUCCCCUAUAAACCCAUCGCUUCCUGUCCCAUCACAAAAGCUUCUUCAAUGCUUUGUGUAAUACUUUGCUUUCAUCCCCAGGAGCUGCCAGCGUGGUUGUGGGCCACCCCCUGGACACCAUCAAGACUCGGUUGCAAGCUGGACAAGGGUACGGAAACACACUCAACUGUGUUCUCACCGUGUACAGAAAUGAGUCUGUGGCCGGCUUCUUCAAAGGCAUGUCCUUCCCUCUGGCCAGCAUUGCUGUCUACAGCUCCGUGGUGUUUGGUGUCUUCAGCAACACGCAGCGGCUCCUCAGCCAGCUCCGCCACGGAGACCCGGCCUGUGAGCCCACGUUGGCCGACGUGACUCUGGCCAGCAUGGUGGCAGGGUUCAUCUCCGUGGGCAUCGGCACUCCCGUGGACCUGGUGAAGAUCAGGCUGCAGAUGCAAACGCAGCCAUACAUUGAAGGAAACGUUAAACUGAAGCCCACAGUUCCUGAAUUUCCUUUGUACCGAGGGCCAAUUCACUGCUUUAGGACAGUCCUACAGAAAGAGGGGAUAGCAGGAAUAUACCGAGGCGUGGGAGCAAUGCUUCUGAGGGAUGUUCCUGGGUACUGCCUCUAUUUCAUCCCUUACACGUUUUUCUGUGGCUGGAUUACUCCUGAGGGAUGCAUUUCUCCUAGUCCUUCCUCCAUCUGGCUGGCAGGGGGUAUAGCAGGAGCCAUUUCCUGGGGGACUGCUACUCCAAUGGAUGUUGUGAAAAGUCGACUUCAGGCAGAUGGAGUUUAUUUAAACAAGUACAAAGGGACCCUUGACUGUAUCUUGCAGAGCUACCAGAACGAGGGCCUAAAAGAGGAAGGGUCUCUAGGUUGCCCAUGUAGGGAGACAGCUGGCAGCUCAUGUUCGUGUCUUCCCAUUGCUGAGCCCGGCCACGAACUGGCAUGCUUUGUGGAAGGAACUGAACACAUGCUGAAAACCAACUCACCUUCAAACAAGACAAUUGCACUGCUUAAUAGAACCUUCCAGGUUCAACGGGACAGAAACCUCUGUGAAAGCCUGGCACAUGGGAAGCAAUGUCAGUACAAGACCAAGGGAGACGUGAAGGAAUUUUUGAAUAAAAUCCUGAGAACCUAUCAAUCAAUCAAUCAACGUAGAUCUUAGAAAAAAAUUAAAAAUGCUUUAAAGAAGCCAAAGCUCUUCAAGAAGAAGAGGGAACAGAAAAGUUAUUUAUUGUAUUUAUUUUCCACCUGAAAUGUAAAAGGUAGACAUAAUAACUGCUAAACCAAUAA
Molecule: messenger RNA, 2476 nt
Organism: Calidris pugnax (ruff)
Lineage: Eukaryota; Metazoa; Chordata; Aves; Charadriiformes; Scolopacidae
Gene: SLC25A48
Product: solute carrier family 25 member 48
Exons: 9
Coding region: 1425-2348 (307 amino acids)
Biological process (GO): transport
Cellular component (GO): mitochondrion
Molecular function (GO): transmembrane transporter activity
Source: RefSeq, a predicted model, not a curated record